This is a messenger RNA of Aspergillus fumigatus Af293, 945 nucleotides long. The record is from RefSeq and is a predicted model, not a curated record. NCBI's taxonomy places the organism in Eukaryota, Fungi, Ascomycota, Eurotiomycetes, Eurotiales, Aspergillaceae.
AUGAGACUGCCACCUCCCCAGGUUCUGCUUACAUGGCCGACACCCAACUACGUCGAUCCCCUCACUCGCGGGAAUGGUGCCCUGAUCGUUAAUAUUGUCUGUUUAAGUUUCGCGUUUGUCGUUACGCUCCUUCGUCUCUACACUCGUUUGAAAAUUACGUAUAGUCCUGGUCUGGAUGAUGCUCUGAUCGUGAUUGCCCUGGGCUUUGCCAUUGCGAUGUGUGCAGUCACCUCUCUCGCAACUGUACAAUACGGCUGGAACCGACAUAUGUGGGAUGUCCCACCGACGUGGCUUUCUACUGUCUCGAAGCUCAACCUUGUAUUUCAGAUUCUGUUCUCCUUGGCCUCCUCUGUCACCAAACUUUCGCUCCUAUGGUUCUGCAAGCGUCUUCUCGGUGCCGGAAGUAAGGGCCUUUACCGGACCUACAACUGGUGUCUUAUUGGGGGAAUGGCGUUUGUGUCCCUCACCUGCGCUCUUUUUCUUCUUUUCAGCAUCUUCCAGUGCAAUCCGAUUCAUGCCUAUUGGGACUUGGCCCCAACCUAUCCAUACAAAUGCUUAAAUGAUGGUGCCAUUGUCUUCUCCGCAAGUGUCAUCAAUAUCUUCACCGAUUUCCUCGUCACUGUCCUUCCUAUGCCGUUGAUUUGGAAUCUGAAAUUGCCUACUCGACAAAGGAUUGCCGUAAUUUCCAUCUUCAGCUUGGGUAUUGUGGUCAACGUAGCAGGCUCGGUUCGAACAGUGUACGUCUGGAAGAGCAUGAUCGCCUCAUACGACACCACAUGGCUGGGCUGGCCGGUCCUGCUCGCCGCUUCUGUUGAGAUCAACAUGGGCCUGAUUUGUGCCUCUGCUCCGGCAUUGCGACCGCUUCCGGUCCAUCGAAAGGUUCGCGGCUUGAGUCACGUCAGCAUGGCAUUGAGGGGCUUAGCAUUGUGGAACCAUUUGAGGUGA